Molecule: messenger RNA, 1785 nt
Organism: Phlebotomus argentipes
Lineage: Eukaryota; Metazoa; Arthropoda; Insecta; Diptera; Psychodidae
Product: protein I'm not dead yet-like
Exons: 6
Coding region: 1-1785 (594 amino acids)
Biological process (GO): monoatomic anion transmembrane transport; citrate transport
Cellular component (GO): membrane
Molecular function (GO): citrate transmembrane transporter activity; succinate transmembrane transporter activity
Source: RefSeq, a predicted model, not a curated record
AUGACGGACAAGAUAAAGGAAGAGAAUCCGCUCAAUGGCGAUGAAGCCAUCACACUCCCCGAAAGGCCGCAGAGACCGAUGACUUUCUGCCAGAGGUUUUCACAGUUCCUCUCGGUUUACUGGAGAUCUUUGGUCGUGGUGUUCACGCCUUUCCUCCUCCUGCCCGUCUUUCUGCUCAACGAGGGACUGGCCUACAGAUGCAUGUUCGUUGUGCUUCUGAUGUCGGUUUAUUGGGUCACAGAAGCUUUGCCUGUUGCUAUCACAGCUAUGAUGCCAAUGGUCUUGUUUCCAAUAAUGGGUGUCCUAGAAACCGACAGGACUUGUAUGAUGUACUUAAAAGAAACAGUUGUAAUGUUAAUUGGAGGCGUUAUAAUUGCUUUAGCCAUAGAGUAUUCAAAUCUGCACAAAAGAGUGGCUCUCAAGGUAAUCUCACUGAUCGGAUGCAGUCAAAGAAGAUUAAACUUCGGCCUCGUCGCUGUUACCAUGUUCGUGUCGAUGUGGAUUACAAACAUUGCAGCCGUAGCGAUGAUGUGUCCAAUUAUGCAGGCUGUACUGGAAGAACUUGAUGCCCAAGGAUUGUGCAAGAUGUACCUCGACAAGCCACAUAAUACCGUUGAAGAAGGCGAUGUUCAGGAUGAGGCCAGAAAGCCUUCGAAGAUCACCAUUUGCUACUUUUUGGGAGCGGCCUAUGCCUCAACUCUCGGAGGUGCUGGAACUCUAAUCGGCACUUCUACAAAUCUCACGUUCAAAGGUAUUUACGAAAGCCGUUUUCCUGAUGCUCCCAGCCUAGAUUUCCCCAAGUGGAUGUUCUACAAUGUUCCUGGAAUGCUGAUUUACACUAUUCUCACCUGGGCGUAUUUGCAAUGGCUCUUUAUGGGACUCUUCCGUCCCAACAGCCCUGAAGCCAAGGCUUCGCAGCUCGGAAAGGAAGGAGAGGCUGUGGCCAGAUCCGUCAUCGAGAUUCGCUACAAGGAAUUGGGCCCCAUGAGUUCUCACGAAAAGGCUGUGGCUUUCCUCUUCCUUCUCUCGGUCGUGCUCUUCUUCACGCGCGCGCCAGGAUUCAUGACUGGCUGGGCCGAGGCGCUCACGGACAUCAAAGUCAAGGACGCAACGCCGGCGAUCUUCAUCGUGAUUGUGCUGUUCAUCAUCCCGGCCAACUGGAAGUUCCUGAACUACUUCAAGAGCCGCGCCACGGCCGCCAUGCUGCCCAAGACGCCGACUCCUGGUCUCAUCACGUGGAAGUACAUCCACACCAAGGUUCCAUGGAGUCUCAUUUUCCUACUGGGCGGUGGAUUCGCGCUGGCCGAAGGCGGUCGCGAGUCUGGAAUGACAAAACUCAUAGGGAAUUCCCUUUCUGGACUCAAGAGUUUGCCUCCUUUGCUGCUGCUCUUUGUCGUUUGCUUCACCGCGUCCUGCAUUACAGAGUUAACUUCAAAUGUUGCCAUCGCCAAUAUUAUUCUUCCGGUUUUUGCGGAAAUGGCCAUCGCCAUUGAAGUUCAUCCACUCUUUCUAAUGUAUCCAGCCGCUCUCUGUUGCAGCAUGGCCUUCCACAUGCCGGUGGGAACGCCUCCGAACGCGCUUGUUGCCGGGCUCGGUAAUAUCGCCACUAAAGAUAUGGCUAUCGCCGGAAUUGGUCCGACGAUCUUCACGUUGAUCGUCGUGUGGGCCAGUUUUCCCACUUGGGGAGCCGUUGUCUAUCCAGAACUCGCCACUUUCCCUGACUGGGCCAAGGAAGAAAGUCUCGUGGAACAAGUCACCGAGAUAAUCAAUUCCACUCUGACAUAG